CAACAGUGAAUUGUGUCCCAGCGACGGUUGCUCGAGCUCGCUGUGUAGGGGUUCACAGUUUGACUGUGAACAGCUGAAAGUUGUGAAAGUGUCGUGUUCUUAGCGGCAAACUUUUAACUGAAGUGUUUCAGGAAAUGUAAUUUCUAAUGUUUUAGCCUAAUAAACGAAAGCAGCCGUUAUGCUAGCUUAGCUACCGGGCUAGUCGCACUGUAACCAGGGCUACGCACACACACACACACAGAGCUGAUGGCUCGGUUAUUUCAGGUGAAACGAUUGAGUUAAGUGUGUCUUUAUGUGUGUUAAACAAACACUAUGGAGAAAACACGCCCAUCUUCUGCUGAGGGUCCUGAGAGCAAUGGAAGCUUGGAUGAAGCUUCUCGCUGUGGUUCACAUGUGUCAAGUUCUUCAAAAACAGGAUACAUUAAGAGUGAUUUCAUGAUGAUGACACCGGAGGAGAAGCUCAAACACUUUGACAGCCAAGCUCAGGUUCAUGAAGACAACCAAGAGUUCGAUUCCUGCAUCCAGGACCUGGUCCGCUGUGUGGCUCUGACCAGGCUGGUAUAUGGGGAUGGACAUCUGAAACGAGCCCAAGCUCAUGCCAGACUGGCUAAAGCAUAUUUCCAGUUCAAAGGUUGGGGACUGCAGGCCCUGGAACACGCAGCCUCGGCCAGAGAGCUGCUCCCUCACUGCUCCUCCAUCUCCUCCUGCAGCAGUGAAAAACAAGAUGUUCGCGCAUGUCUCCUGGCCAUAAACCUCACACAGGGAGGCGCCGCUCUGCUUACAACCAAUCUUGACGAGGCAGAAUCGUCUUUUCUGGAGGCAGAACAAGUUCUUAAGGAUCUUCAUCAACACAAUGCCAUCGACCAGGAGGAGGAGACGAGGACAGCACUGGAAAUCUCCUCCAGCCUGUGCAGGGUGUAUAGGAGACAGAACAGGCAUGAGGAAGCUUUGAGAUGGUGUGAGAAGUCCUUGCAUCUACUGAAGGAGUGUGAUAAACCGGAGAAGACCUGCACUGUCUACAGGGACAUGGCUGCCAUUGAACAGGACAAAGGUCAUUUGGACCAAGCCAUAGAGCAUCUCUCCAAGGCUCAUGCCGUUGCUAUGAGCCACAGCCUAGGGGAGCUCGAGGCGGCCCAGAUCUCCCACAGCCUGGCCCUCGUCCUCUCUGCUGCAGCAGAGUCCCAUCACAAUGAUGUCGACUCUACAGGUCACUACUUUGAGCAGAGUCUAAGUGCAUAUGAAAACUCUGUCGGUGCACAGGACCCAGCCUUUCUCUCUGCCCAGGAUGAUUUCUGUCGUUUCCUCCUCUUCAAUGGCCAGCAAGAGAGAUGUGUGGAGAUCCAGAGAUCCUCUCUCCCUUUGAAGCGAUCUACAUUUGGUGACCUUAGCACCGAGGUAGCGGACACUCUUCAGCUGAUUGGGAGUGUGGAGAUGACUGAGGGCAGGAUGGUGCAGGCCCACAGGACUAUGACCAAGUGCCUUGAGAUUCAGAGUUGGACGUAUGGGCCUCAGCACAAGAGGACAAAAACAACUCGGAAAGCUGUGGACAUGUUGGCCCGGGCACCAGAAGUGGCAGAGAGACUACAAAGACUGGGUAGAAGAAAAAUAUAAGUGGCAGUGAUGAAGCAAACUCAAUGCUGGACUCUUAUACUGUAAAUAUUCUUUAUUAUUAUUAUUAUGUCAUUGAAACAAAUUUGAAGGUUUGGACAAACAAUCUAUUUUUCCAUCAAACCUGCCUGUGGGACAAAUAACUAUUCCUGAUGAUUAUGUGUCGUCCACACAGUAUAUUGGCUUUAAAGAAAAAGUCACACACGAGUAUCAUACCCACACAAGGUUUUAAUUUCAUAUUAACAUGAAUCAUUUUCCAGAUAUGGGGUUG
Messenger RNA from Solea solea (common sole), 1879 nucleotides. It is a transcript of the gene ttc23, whose product is annotated as tetratricopeptide repeat domain 23. Bases 313 to 1611 code for a protein of 432 amino acids. Gene Ontology annotation, molecular function: protein binding. The record is from RefSeq and is a predicted model, not a curated record. The transcript has 11 exons. NCBI's taxonomy places the organism in Eukaryota, Metazoa, Chordata, Actinopteri, Pleuronectiformes, Soleidae.